Molecule: messenger RNA, 1036 nt
Organism: Moneuplotes crassus
Lineage: Eukaryota; Ciliophora; Spirotrichea; Euplotida; Euplotidae
Source: the annotation of a GenBank genome assembly
AUGGAAAUAUUAAGAUACCAAGAGAAUCAACUACCCAAAAUUGUCCUAAAAACUCUCAAAAUAAUGGAACAAAAAGGUGUCAGUGAACAAAUUCUCAGCGAUCUCACUCAAGACAAUGGUUUCAUAAAAUUCUGCAUUGAGUGGGUUGCUCAGAGAUGGGACAGUCAGAUAAUUGAAAAUGACAUAUCCAUUACCAACCAAAUAAGGACUUUAAAAGAGAAGAUACAAUCCUUAACACAAUUAAUCAGAGAAAUGAGAUCCCAAAAUUUUAAAAUCUUCGAAGAGGAAAUCAACUCACAACUCAAAGAUCUUGAAUCAUCUAUUUUCCUUCAAAGAUUUAACCAUCUAAACGACGAUUCUAACUCUGAAGACUUAUUCUCAGAUUUUUAUUUAGAUCUAAACUCCAAACCAAGCAAACAGCUCUGAAAAACUCUUCGGAAGCAUAAGAUUCCAAACUUUAAAUCCUUGAAUAUUGAUUUCAGCAAGAGUGCCAGCUGAGAUAGAACUUUUCUUCAAAGUUCAUUUCCAAACCAAACAAACAAGCUAGCUCUGAACAACUAUGACUAUAUUUCCAAUGAGAUUAAAAUAAAGAAUAUCAGUAGAUAUUUCAGAGAAAUCACCCGAGUGAUCGCAAGAGUCGCUCGGUUGGUUCAUUUUUAUAACUUCGAGAUUUCUCAGACCCAACUAACAAAAUUACUCUCUUGUUGAAGAGACAAGCCUGAGCUUGAGUUUUACUCAUGAAAAAUCCAUACUGAGACUUCCCCUGAUCUCUCUAAACUUACUUCUGAGUGGAAAAUUGAGCAAUUAAGCUUUGAUUUUUGAGGAAAAAUCGACUGUUGAAACUGGAAACUAAAUCUUGGUCAUUUCGAGAAUCUUAUUGGCGGCAUUUCCACAUCUGAAUCUCUCUGACAAUCUUUAAAGAAUCUAAGCAUAAGAGUUUCCUGCGUCCCAAGGGAAGACUACAUCAGGAUCAUGCAAAAUUCUAAAAUUGGGUCUUAUGUAAUUGACUAAUCUAUAAAAUCCAAUAAAUUUCCAC